Messenger RNA from Microthlaspi erraticum, 1278 nucleotides. The record is from the annotation of a GenBank genome assembly. Lineage: Eukaryota; Viridiplantae; Streptophyta; Magnoliopsida; Brassicales; Brassicaceae.
AUGUGGAAGUUCCAAAUAAGGAUCACGACUCGUAACAAGGACUUCAACCAGGCUCCUUUCCUUAAAGGCGCAUGGACUAAGAAGUUGGAUUUCUCACUUAGCUCAACCUCUCAACAAGCUCCUCAAAAUUCCAGAGAAGUUCAGGGAAUGUGGCAUGCUCUGUGUGCUUCAAAAACUAGUCGCAAACAUGGUGAAUAUCAUGCUUCACAAAAGCCACUAGCCAUGGAGGAUGAUAUUCGUUUUCCUUGGCCAGCAAAAAUGAAUACAGAAUCAAGAAAUCUCUAUAGAGCUUCUGAGCCGGAAUAUGUGGACGACGGGACUCCAAAGGUAACGAUUCCCCAACAUGUUUUGUUACAAGGACUAGAGAACCAUAAAGAGUAUAUAUUAGGACAGUUUUAUCAUUGUUAUACUCUAGCUGGUGGUCUAAUUCAUGUCGUAUUCAUUAAGAUAUGGGGAAGAAAUUGCAAGAUCACCAUUAGGAAACUUGGUGAAUCGAAUUAUCUUUUCCAUAUACCUGAUGAUUCAACUAGGAUUUGGGUUCUUCAAAGGGGACUUUGGCAUGUUGAUAAUUGUAUGAUGUUUGUUGCUGCUUGGACUCUCGAAGCUUCCUUAGCUAUUCAAGAGAUUAAAACUAUUCCGGUUUGGGUAACCUUGAAAAAAUUACCCAACAUUAUGUAUUCUAUUCCUGGAAUUAGUCACAUAGCCUCAGGUCUAGGUGCUGUCGUGGCAACUCACAAACCUCGAUGGGAUCUUAUUCUCAUGGGUGAAGCCAAAAUUUUGGUUGAGGUUGAGUUGAGCAAGGCUUUCCCACCAAGAAUCACUGAUAGUGAUAAAACAGGUUUUAUCUCUAUGGUUGUUGUAGAAUAUGCAUGGCUUCCUUCUCAAUGCAGGAGGUUUAGACAAUUAGGACAUAAGGUCAAGCACUACUUACAAGCAGAAAGUGGUUCUCAUCAACUUCCUGCCAAUUCAGCUCCGGCCCCUAGUAUCAAGGUGCUUCCUUGCAAAAGUUCAGUCGUAAUUAAUCCAAUAAUUCCCAAUGUGGAAGAUACCAGUAGGCCAGACAUUGCCUCGGAUUCUGAGAUUGCAGCUGAUUCUGAAGUUCCAGCUACGCAAGCAUCUCUUGAGUCUCCUCUUCUGGAGACUGCCCAUACUACAGAAAUUCCAGCCGUGAAAGCGUUUUCAACCAUUCCAAAAUGUCUUGAGUCUCCUCUUUCGGAGCCUGUCCAAUCUAUUUCCGUCAAUGCCCCUACUACUGCUCAUACAGAUUCUACUCUUUAG